AUGAACACAUCCACGACAUACCGUGUGCUAAGGCAUGCCAGUCGGCGUGUAGCAAACAUUCCGAGAACACCGAUAGCAUCCAGCUUCAGACCACUGUCGACGACAACCCCCCGCGCCCUCCGGCCUACUCUGUCGCAACUCAACAAGGACGACCCAUACCACAAGGCGUCGACUGAGGCAACGGGGACAUCGGCCGGACCGCAUGAGGGCUCCGCAUCUCGGACGGACCGGGAGAUCGUGGUCGAGUAUCCCCCGGAGGAAGAUUUUCCUCAGGAUCGCCCGUUGCGGGGUCGAGGCGGCGUCCAAUAUGUCAAGACAUUACCGACGUUCAGUCUUGAGGGGCGCACCGCCGUGGUGACGGGUGGAGCGAGAGGUCUUGGGUUGGUCAUGGGUCAGGCACUCGUGCAGUCUGGGGCUGAUCUGGCGAUCGUGGAUCUGAACAGGGAAGAGGCCGAGAAGCAAGCCCAGGAAUUGAUGUCGCUGAUCGCGAAGGAGAACAAGGAAAGCGGCUCGAACGACCCGGUGCCCAAGGUGACGGCACACUAUGCCGAUGUGUCGGACCCGACGUCGGUGAAUGAGUGCAUCGCCGACAUUAUUGGCCAGCACGGCAAGAUAGACCAUCUGGUGACUUCGGCUGGAUUCACGGAGAACUUUUCUGCCGAAACAUACCCUUACGAACGCAUCAAGAAGCUCUGGGGCGUGAACGUCGACGGGACGUAUCUGUUCAGUACGUCCGUCGCGCGGCAUCUGAUGGAGAGGAACGUUACGCACGGAAGUAUUGUCAUGAUCGGCAGCAUGUCCGGCUCGAUUGUCAACGUGCCCCAACCACAGGCGCCGUACAAUGCUGCGAAGGCGGCGGUGAGGCAUCUUGCGGCUAGCUUCGCGGUGGAAUGGGCGCACGCUCAUAUCCGAGUCAAUUGUAUUAGUCCUGGCUACAUGCUGACGGCUUUGACCCGCAAAAUCCUGGACGACAACCCGGAACUAAACAAGACAUGGACUUCAUUGAUCCCGGUCGGCAAAAUGGGUUCCCCUGAAGACCUGCAAGGAGCGGUCGUCUAUCUGCUGAGUGAUGCCAGUCGAUAUGUCACAGGAGCAGACUUGAGAGUUGAUGGAGGGUGA
This is a messenger RNA of Cladophialophora yegresii CBS 114405, 1119 nucleotides long. Its product is annotated as gluconate 5-dehydrogenase. NCBI's taxonomy places the organism in Eukaryota, Fungi, Ascomycota, Eurotiomycetes, Chaetothyriales, Herpotrichiellaceae. Bases 1 to 1119 code for a protein of 372 amino acids. The record is from RefSeq and is a predicted model, not a curated record. The transcript has 3 exons. Gene Ontology annotation, molecular function: oxidoreductase activity, acting on NAD(P)H, oxygen as acceptor. Gene Ontology annotation, cellular component: intracellular anatomical structure.